Molecule: messenger RNA, 3061 nt
Organism: Pungitius pungitius (ninespine stickleback)
Lineage: Eukaryota; Metazoa; Chordata; Actinopteri; Perciformes; Gasterosteidae
Product: histone H4
Exons: 1
Coding region: 37-348 (103 amino acids)
Biological process (GO): nucleosome assembly
Cellular component (GO): nucleosome
Molecular function (GO): structural constituent of chromatin; DNA binding; protein heterodimerization activity
Source: RefSeq, a predicted model, not a curated record
CCCGUUCGUCAUCUUUCAAUCGAACAAGCAGAGAAAAUGAGUGGCAGAGGAAAGGGAGGAAAAGGUCUCGGCAAAGGUGGCGCAAAGCGUCACCGAAAAGUCCUCCGUGACAAUAUCCAGGGAAUCACCAAGCCUGCCAUCCGCCGUCUGGCUCGCCGCGGAGGGGUGAAGCGUAUCUCCGGUCUGAUCUACGAGGAGACCCGCGGGGUUCUUAAGGUCUUCCUGGAGAAUGUGAUCCGUGACGCCGUCACCUACACCGAGCACGCCAAGAGAAAGACGGUGACCGCCAUGGAUGUGGUCUAUGCCCUGAAGAGACAGGGACGCACUUUGUACGGCUUCGGAGGAUAAAUCCUGACUGCUGUUAUCAACACACAAAAGGCCCUUUUAAGGGCCACCCACUAACUUCGUGAAGAGCACCCUUCCUCAUUAAAUGUAAAUAUAUAAUUUUGAAUCGAAAAUGUUUGUACCGCUUGUGUGAACUUUAGUUGUGUACAUUAUCGUCCCUUUUACCCUAAAAAGACCAUACCAACAACUUUUUACUCUGUUAAUUUGUUUUGUGGUUUUUUCGAUAAAAUGAAAAUACGGAAGUACAAGUCAGUUUUCAUGUCAACAGCCCAUAACAAGGACAACACAAUUUAAAUAAUUUGUAUUUAUUCAUAUAACACUUUUUCUGAAUCAUUGGCACUUCAUUUUCAGAUUCUGUAACAAGAUCUGGCUCUGAGUCACUUGAAUCCAGAUCAUAAACCUGAAAUCAGCUCAGUCUCCCUCAUCAUCACUCAAUGAUUCAGAAUGCCAGAACACCCCUCAGUUGCAGAUGCCGCUAGUCAACAUGUUUGUUGAAUUCAAAUAAUUUUAUUUUGUUCAAACCAAAAUGAAAAAUAAGCCUGAGGGAGCUUUACAGUCCGUAAACAUGCAGCAUCCUGUCCCAAAACCAUCACAUUGGCACAUGUAAAACUCCCUUCAACUGGACAAAACCUAAGGGAGAACAGCGGAGGAGUAGGUGUGUACAGAGAGAACAACCUAAAGAUGUACAGUACGUUCAAUUCCUAUGACAGAAAUUAUUCAAAUAUUCAGAGUAGUACGCCAGGUGUAAGGCAGGACAACUGCACGGACAAACGCCAUCAGAUGUAACCUCCAUCAACAGGAACCUGUGAGGAGGGAAGAACAAAGACUUUAGGGAAAAGUGUGUAAUUUGGGUUUAUAAUGACAGUAAUGAAAAGUUUAAUAAUGAUAACAGCAGGUGUUUGAGAACCCUUAUUUAUAGAUUGUUUACUUAUGACAUUAUAAACAAUUCAUCUGCAACUUAUGGCAUUUCUAGAGUAACAUUUCCAGGUAUAUUACACAGUACCAUACUUUACAAUGUUGCUUUAAGCAUGCAGUAACUUACAAUGUUUUGGCUAGCUUGUUUACAGGCCACAACUUGUUGAAUUCAGCUGCGAUCUGUGUUUAGGCCGCAUUGUUUUAAAAACGUGUAUUUUCUACAUGACAUGGGAACGGCAAUAUAUGAUAUGGGUACAGCAACAACCUAACGCAUAACCAACACCAAACACACGGAAAAUACUCUAUGAUGUUUACUUUUGGUCCAGUUCAUGUUGAACGCUAAGCAUGCUCCGAGCUAGCAUGCUAACUAGCAAACUAUCUGCGCUAACGCUAAAUUGCUUACCAAAAUAACAGUCUUUCCCAUAUCGAGUGGGCAGCACAAGUAAAAUAACUGGUUAUAGUUUCAGGUGUGCUUCAUUCAAACACUCACGUACUUAGAGAGUAUUGGGGCCGGUAGCCGUGGUUGUAUCACCCCGUUCACGUCGCUCUGCUCCCCCGGACACACUUCCCCUCGUGCUGCACCUGGUGGAAGCUCUUCAAGCGUCUAAGAACUUGCGCAUGCACGUUACAGAUGUGAUCAGAGUUACGUGUUUUCAACUAAUGUUUGAAACGGCCCGCAUUAUUUUGUCCUUAAAGCAUAUUGUUACGCCCCACCUCCUCUCCCGAGCCGGGGUGGCGGCUGUGGGAUGUGGGGUUCUCUGUGUGUGUCUUCUUGUAUUUACUUUUUAGCUUGUAGAAUAUAUGUCCGCUUGUAGGACAGAUGGCGUGACCGGAUCGGUCCUUAUAAGGCAGACAAUGUGAAUGUUGGAAGAGAGAGCACAGGAAAAAUGAAGAUAAAAUAUUAUCUGAGAUAACACACCUGCGACCGAAGGGAGAGCCAGUUUGAACCCAUUUUCAGGGCAAGGCCGAAGGCUGCAGGAGAGAGUACCAGACACUCAUUGUUCGGGGAAGGCAUUUGUUACAGAAGGAUGAAGUGGGUUGAACCAACGUUCAAGGGCACCAGAGGGAUUAAAACAGGUCAGUGUCAGAAGGCAGGCGGACUUUGGAAGGGAUUUGCUUGCGAUGCGUAUUUCAUUGUCUCCAGAUAUAUCUGCGGAGAAUUGCUCAUGUACAACUUUUUCUCUUCUAAAUAAAUGUUAAACUUUUAAACUAAUUUCCUGUAGUGGAUUCUUCUCGUCAAUCAACUCGGGUGGAUAAGGAAUAUCCUAACACGGCGUAACAGACACACACUCUGUAUUUCCAUAUUCAUGACGUGGUCAUGUUUACAGAAUCAACAAUGUAAUAAAUGUACAAUACAUUCAAUUCCUCUAACAAAAAUGAUACAAGUAAUUGCAAGUAGCAGAACAAGUGUACGGCAGGACCACUGCAGGGACAACCACCAUCAACAGAGGCUUCUGUGGGGAGGGAGAGCAGAAAGAUGUUGGUUUAUGAUGACAGUAAUAUGAAUCAUAUUUAAAAUAAUGAUGACGGCAGCAGCAGUUGUCACCAGAACCAUGCCAGGAGUCAGAACCGGGGUCCGCACGACAGUGGCGUAUCCAGAACAUUUUUACUGGGGUGGCAAAGCUAGUGUGGGGUGGCCAUGGUAGACGGCGCUGUCCCCAUUUAAGCAGCAAUUUAACAGAUCCUAUAUACAAUCCGUUACAUAUAUAUAAACAAUUUUAACAAAAACCAAACAAAUCUUAACUCCAAACAAAGUAUAUACUAUAAAGUAAUAUUAUGUAAACCUUUAAACUCUCAUGAA